This is a messenger RNA of Ipomoea nil (Japanese morning glory), 2487 nucleotides long. RefSeq names its product transcription factor GAMYB-like. Bases 556 to 2223 code for a protein of 555 amino acids. The transcript has 4 exons. Lineage: Eukaryota; Viridiplantae; Streptophyta; Magnoliopsida; Solanales; Convolvulaceae. The record is from RefSeq and is a predicted model, not a curated record.
GGCUUUUUUUUUUCUUUUUUUUAAAAAAAAAAAAAAAUUCCAUAAUCAGCUGAGACUUCAACCUUUUGCUCUCUCUCUCUCUCUCUCAAACUCUAAAUAUAAUAAGUGGAUCUUGCUCAUCAUUUCCCUUCUUCACGACCACAAUAGGGUUUGAGUUUCGAUUUUAAUUUUUUUUUUUUUUUUGGUUUUUUUCUUUUUGGUUUUGGGAAGCUGGAAAUUUGAUGUUCGCAUUUCAGUUCUGUGCUGUAAAUGUUGUUUUGGGAUUCUGAGCUUCAGUUUCGCGAUCUUCAUGAUUGGUGUGGAGCUAUUGUGUUAUGUAUAGGCGUGUAGAUUGUUAUGAAUUUAGGGUUUGGAGUUUUGGCUUGAAGGGUGUCAUUUUCUCCAUUCCUUUUUUUUUUUAUUUUAUUUUGGUGGGGAUUAGCUUGUCUGGGCCUCUUUGGUUCAAUUGAAUUGGAUUUUUGUGAGUUUUUAAAGGACUGAUCUUAGUAGUUACUUGCUCCAAGCAGCUACACCAACACCAAGAACUGCUUUCUUCUUUGCUCAGGUAAAUUCAGUAUGAGUAUGACCAGUGAAAGUGAGGACAGGAUGACUUUUAAAGGCAGUGUAAGCUCCCCAUCUAUUGAAGAAGCUACUGCUGGAGGAAAAACUGGAGGAAGUGUUCUAUUAAAGAAAGGUCCCUGGACAUCUGCGGAAGAUGCAAUUUUAGUGGAUUACGUAACAAAACAUGGAGAAGGAAAUUGGAAUGCAGUGCAGAAGCAUUCAGGACUUGCUCGCUGUGGUAAAAGUUGUCGUUUGCGGUGGGCAAAUCACCUCAGACCAGAUUUAAAGAAAGGCUCAUUCACUCCCGAGGAGGAGGGCCGUAUCAUUGAACUCCAUGCUAAAAUGGGAAACAAAUGGGCACGGAUGGCUGCUGAGCUCCCUGGCCGUACUGAUAAUGAGAUAAAGAACUAUUGGAACACCAGAAUCAAGAGAAGACAACGUGCUGGCUUGCCCAUUUACCCCCCAGAUCUGUGUUUGAAAUCCAUAAAUGCGAGCAAACAAAAUGGAGAUAUGAACAUAUUUUCAAUUGGGGACAUGCAGCAUCCUGAUCUUUUCCAAAUUAACUGUUUUGAGAUCCCAGCUGUUGAAUUCAAGAAUUUGGAACUAAAUCAGCAUUCAUAUCCUCCACCUGCACUUGUUGAUAUUCCUGCUAGUAGCUUGCUUGAUAUUCCUUCAAGUAGCCUGGUGGGACAAGGUCUUAAAUCUUCUUGUGGCAACAGGUAUUUCCAGUCCACUGUGCAUCCUUCGAAACGUCUGAGAGGAACAGAGACCUUGUUCCCAGGUUUAAGUGACAAUGGCAGUGAUUUUCUACCAGCAUGCAGUCGAUUCCAGAGUGGUAAUUCUGCUGCUGCAUAUAUUGCUGCUGCUCAAUCUUUUGGGGUUUCUUCUGCAUACAAUCAAAACCUGGCUUCUGAUGACCCAUCAUUAUUGAGUGUUAUUCCUGGCAGCCAUGCCACUUUAAAUGGCAACUCCUCCUAUUCUUCAGAGCCCUCAUGGGAGAAGAAGCCGGAGCUCCCUUCACUCCAAAGUCAGAUGGGUAGUUGGUACUCACCAUCCUCCUCCCCUCUUCCUUCACUAGAGUCCAUUGACACUUUGAUUCAGUCACCACCACCAACUGAGCAUACUGAAUCAGGUAGUCUUUCUCCACGAAACAGUGGCCUGCUGGACGCGGUUCUUUAUGAGUCACAGACUUUGAAACAUUCAAAGAAUAAUAAUACUUCAUCCCAACAGACGACUUCCGAUGCUUCCAUCAUUCGUGGUAGCAUAGUGGAUAAUUCAUGCCCAGAUCUUCAUGACACAGAAUGGGAAGCAUAUGGAGAUCCAAUCUCACCAUAUGGCCACUCUUCUGCUUCAGUGUUCAGCGAAUACACCCCUGCUGUCAAUUUAGACGAGGCACAGACAGUAGUAGCAGGGUGCAAAGUGAAGCAAGAGGAGGAGGGUAUGGAGUUGAGCCCUAUGCAAUGCGGCGAUACAGGCAGAGAUGAUGAAGAAUCAUUCCAGAACAUGUUUUCAAGUUGUUUUGGUUCUCAGAACCAUUGUGUACUGAAAGAAGUAUUUGGGGCGGUACUUUUGGAUGAUUUUAGCAGUCGGGACUGCAAGAAUAUGAGAACCAUUUCCAUGGCCACCGCCACUUCAUCAGGAGGCAGUCCUUGUGCGUGGGAUCAUGCCAUGUCCACUGUCUGAAAUUAUAAUUCAAAUUCUUGUUUUCAAGGACCCCUGCCCUUCCUUAUAGGACAAAUGUGACAUACAUACAUUUUCUUUCACUCUCUCUCUGUGUGGCCUUUUUAGUAGUAGUAGUAGUAGUAGUUGCAUUAUUGAUUCCUUGCAGACUGGAAACAAUAUCCUCCUAUCCUAUCCUAUCCACUUCUAAAAUCCAAAUCUAAAACUGAAAAAGCUGUACGACGUCAACAUACAAAAAUUUGUUGUUUUACAGUUGCUAUUUGUUUG